AUGCUCGAAUACUUCGCCUACAAAAAAUACAAGAAGCACAAGGCCGAAAAGGACGAGAAGAAAGAAGACAAAGGCAAAGCCAAAGAAGAAAUCAUCCACAGCCCCGUCCUCGAACCCGACGACGAGAGCUUCCUCGAGUCGCUCGCCUCCGACGAAGGCCCCGCGCCGCCUCUGCCCCCUCGCAUCAAGACGCCCGAAAUCACAUGGGAUUCGGACGAUUUCAGCCGUCGCUCGGGAGAGAUCUCCGACAGCUCUGUAGGAUCGGCCGCAGUCGCGGACGAGGGGGAUAAGGACAAGGGCAAAGAGAAGGAGAAGGACAAGGACAAGAAGAAGCGGUUCUCAGUUAUUCCCUUCUUCGGUCAGCAGAAGAAGAAGCAGGGCCCUACGUUGGCGCCGCCGGCGGAUGCCUCGAAAGCUGAAGUGGAUCGCGAAGAGCGGGAUAUUAGUCGCAUCCUGCGAAGUCUUCACCUCACGACCGAUAGCUCCGACCGCGUCGUCUCCCUCACGCCCGAUGUAGCGAAUCUAGCGAAGCGCUUUACGCAGGUGCUCAAGGAUCUGGCGAAUGGCGUGCCGACGGCGUAUAGCGACCUCGUAUCUCUAAUCGAGGACCGCGACGGGCUGCUCGAUCGCUCGUUCGAGAAGCUGCCUUCGUCGCUGCAGAAGCUCGUCAUGCAGAUGCCCGAUAAGAUAACCGCUUCCCUGGCCCCCGAUGUACUCAAGGCGGCGGCGGCUGCCCAGGGCAAGGAGGUGAUUGUCGAGGGCGGAGGACUGAAGGAUGCGGCUAUGAGUCUGUUGACUGUCAAAGGGUUGCAGGAGAUGGUGACGAAGCCGGGAGCCAUUGCGGGCAUGUUGAGGUCGAUUGUCAACGCGUUGAAGUUGAGGUUCCCCGCGUUUAUCGGGACGAAUCUGCUGUGGAGCGUUGCUGUGUUCUUACUCCUCUUCGUGCUCUGGUACUGCUAUAAGCGCGGCAGGGAAGAGCGCCUCAAGAAAGAAGCCGCCGAAGGAUCAAAGAAGGGAGGAGAUGUGGACAGGCUGAGCGUCGAGGAGGUCCGCGAGGGCGAGGGCGAAUCGUCGCGUGCGGGGGGCUCUGGGUCACACACUCUGAACCCUGUUCCGGUUGUGACGGAACCGGACGAUGAGCCUGCAACGGUCCCAUCUCAGGGACCUGCUCGGAUUGGGAACUAA
Scedosporium apiospermum is the source of this 1185-nucleotide messenger RNA. RefSeq lists its product as uncharacterized. The transcript has 2 exons. The coding region runs from base 1 to 1185 and encodes 394 amino acids. Lineage: Eukaryota; Fungi; Ascomycota; Sordariomycetes; Microascales; Microascaceae. The record is from RefSeq and is a predicted model, not a curated record.